Molecule: messenger RNA, 8661 nt
Organism: Zeugodacus cucurbitae (melon fly)
Lineage: Eukaryota; Metazoa; Arthropoda; Insecta; Diptera; Tephritidae
Gene: form3
Product: formin-J
Exons: 17
Coding region: 1642-7092 (1816 amino acids)
Biological process (GO): cellular component organization
Molecular function (GO): actin binding
Source: RefSeq, a predicted model, not a curated record
CGCAACGUUUAGUUUCUCACGAGCGGUCUUUUGGUUAAAACGUUGCUUUCUUGUCGGGUGGAUGGUGGCGCAUGCGCACAACACUUCAUCACUGAUCCAUUGGGAUUUAUAAAUACAUAUAAAGUGAACAAAAACAAAAACAAAUACAAGUAAUAAUAAUAAUUGUAAUCGACUAGUUUGUGCCAUUCAUAAAUCUUGAUUAAUAAACGAAAUUGAAAACGAAUGCAUCUGUGCACUAACGUACAAACAUACUCACUUGCGAUAUAUAUAUAUUAUAUAUUAUAUAAAUAUCUACGACUUUAAUAUAAUUGUGUUCAGUUGAAAAUUCAGUGCCAAAGAGUUAAUAAAUCGAAUUGUUGGAGUUUAUAAUUUAAGAAUCUUUAAAGAAGCUGACUUUUUUUGUUGUUGAAUGUUGAAUGCAAUUUUCGUAUUUUCAUUUGUGAGCAAACACCAACAGCUGUUAGUGCUGCCUACACCGUACGCGAGAAGUUUUACGGCUCACCUGGUGGGUGGCAGUGUAAAAACGAAAGGUGGAGAGCACAACAACGGAAAAUACUGGUUAGAAUUGAAAACAUUUGUGCAUUAAAAACUAAAAACAAAUACAAAAACAGAAACAAAAACAAAUAUAUGUACGUGCAUCUAAUUCUUCAAGACGUUUAGCAAAUAAAAAGCGAGGCAAUCUGAAAAACUGGUAGCGAAAACUAGAAUUUCUGUGACAUUUUUUUAUGUGCAACAAAAAGUCACACAAAGCCAUACAUACAUACAUAUGUGUUUAAAUAAGUGCAAUUGAAGAAAAUAUUUGCAAAUCGAUUUAGUCCAAAGUAAGAAGUAAUUAACAAAUUGCAGUGACUUUGAAGGAGAAUUUCGCGCGCGCGUGUGUGUGCGCGCAGCUUAGAACAUCACAAGUGCAGUUAAUGCAUUGAGCAAACAAAACAAUUGCUUCAUACAUACAGAUAUACAUACUCGUAUAUGCUUGAGAUAGCGACGCGUGUGCGCGUCAAAGUGAAAAUAUUUGCAGUGAAACGCGAUUCUGCGUCAACUAUUUGUGCGCCAACUUGCAGCAUUUGCACUUCCGCUCCACGCGACACCGCAACGCCGCACCGUCAGAAGAACACUCAGCCGCGACGCCCACCUGUUUUGCCGUUCAGUUGCGCCCUCAUACAUACACAUACAUAUUUUUGAAGGCGAACGAAGCUUGGUCUGCCGUCUAUUGGCACGAAAAUCUGCAACACUUGACUCGACAACCUCUAGAUGCGCGCGGUCAGCACGUACAUAACGCACCCAAUUACAAUGACAUGAAUGCAUUCGACAAUUGCGCCCACAAACGAGCACUGUGUCUGAAUACACGCAUACACACACACUUACUCGUGCCUACAUACGAAGCAUAGAUUUUCUGCAGAAAGCGCAACGAUUUCCAUAAAAUUGCUUGCUGCCAUUGCAUUGCUUGUAAUAUUGGUGAGGGCGUUCGAAUGAAAUUACUCAGGUACCGUUAGAUGUUUCAAGCCCAAACGCCAAACACCAAACCUCAGGAAAGUAAAAGAAAGCACACACAACCAAAAUCGUCGAACCCAUUUAGUAACUCAAUCAGUCUGCCAACAAUAAAGCAAACGAGAAGCGGCGGACAUUAGUCGCAUAGUCAAAAUGGACUCACGCAUCGGACUGGAUUACAUUGUCGAGAAUCGUGAAUAUAUUUCGAAAUUGGGCACUGCACUGGACACCAGUAAUGCCGUCGUCAAGAAGCAAGUUUUCGAACUGUUAUCCGCGCUGUGCGCCUACAACGCCGAUGGCUACGCACGCGCUAUUGAAACGCUAGAAUUUUACAAGAAUCUCAAAAAUGAACGUUAUCGUUUCAAAAUCGUUAUAAACGAACUGGAGAAAGCGUCCAAUGUUGAAUACCAAGUUGCCUUAUUGGCAUUCAUCAAUUGCGUGAUUAUAUCAGCAUCCAAUUUACAAGAUCGUAUUCGAGUACGCAAUGAAUUUAUCGGUUUGAAAGUAUUACCGCUAUUAAAUAAUUUAAGGAAAGUCGCACAGAGUGUGGGAGAUAUUAUAGUGCAAUUGGACGUAUUCGACGAACAGCGAGAAUGCGACGAAGCUCAGAGUCUACAGGGCCCAAGUGGCAUCAACUUGAAUUCGCAUCUUGAUGUAUUCUAUGCGAUAUUGCGACAGGUGGCCGAUACGCCACAGGAAGUGCCAUUCCUAAGUAUACUACAACAUUUACUACGCAUUGAUCCCAAAGAGGCAAUCAGCGAUGUGAUCUGGGACACAACCGAGAAGUUGGUACAUCGUGCCACACUGCUCGAGAGUCAUGAGGACUCAGUGAGGCUACUGCGUUCGCCAAGCGUACAAAAAUUCUCCUGUCCACAUUGUCGUGGUGACGCCACGAGUCCAAGUCGCAAAAACGCCGCCUCACUCUCUACCUCAGUCUCGUCACAGCUGCAUAAUGGACCGUUAUCCCCGAUUUCAUCACCACCACCACCGCCGUUACUACCCUCAACAUCGACGCCGGUAUAUAGUCAGGCAACAUCAGCGCCACCAGCACCUCCACCGCCCAUUCCGCCACCUCCAAUGAAUGGUCCAAUUAGCAGUGGUGCGCCACCACCACCUCCCCCGCCAAUUAUGAAUGGCAACUGUUUUGUAGCGCCACCUGCACCACCACCCGUACCUGGCGCUCCACCACCGGCACCACAACCACCAGGCUCGGCCGGCAAUUUGCGCAGCAAUCACACGAACUCCAUACGACCCGUCACACCGGACUUGAGCAUUAACGGUCACAAUAUGAUCUUGCUACCACAACAAGACACACCAGCUCCCAAGUCGAAGAUGAAAACCAUCAAUUGGGGUAAAAUUCCGCCGAAUCGCGUCAUCGGCAAGCAGAAUAUAUGGACCAUUGUGGCCAAUAAUCAUCAGGACACACCAAUGACCGACAUUGAUUGGAAUGAAAUGGAAGGACUAUUCUGUCUGCAAUCGACCAGCGCCCAAGGCUCACCGAAACUGGGCCGUGAGAGUAGCAGUAGCUCGGGCUAUGAUACCCUCGACCGCAAAUCUAAGAAGGAGAGCACUGAAAUAUCGUUGCUCGACGGCAAACGCAGUCUGAACGUAAACAUCUUCCUCAAACAAUUCCGAAGUUCGAAUGAAGACAUCAUACAACUGAUAAGAGAUGGAGAGCACGAUGACAUUGGUGCGGAAAAGCUACGAGGCUUAUUGAAAAUUCUACCGGAAGUCGAUGAAUUGGAUAUGCUAAAAACCUUCAAUGGUGAUAAAGGUCGACUGGGAAAUGCCGAAAAGUUUCUGCUACAGCUUUUGGAAGUACCAAAUUAUAAAUUGCGUAUUGAAAGCAUGCUGCUGAAAGAAGAAUUUGCCGCAAAUAUAAGUUAUCUGGACCCAUGCAUCAACGCAAUGAUUUAUGCGGGCGGAGAUCUUAUGAACAACGAAAUGCUGCAAGAAGUGCUGUAUAUGGUAGUUAUCGCUGGUAACUUCCUCAACUCGGGCGGCUAUGCCGGCAAUGCGGCUGGCGUCAAACUCUCGUCGCUGCAAAAGCUCACCGACAUACGCGCCAACAAGCCGGGAAUCAAUCUCAUACACUUUGUGGCAAUGCAGGCGGAGAAACGCAAUCCGGAGCUGCUAACAUUCCCCGCACAAUUGACCGCACUGGAAAAUGCAGCCAGAACAACUGUCGAACAAAUAAACAACGAGAUUAAUGCGCUGGAUUUACGAAUACGUAAAAUCAAGCGGCAGAUAGAACAACCCACAACGGAGGAUGAAAUCAAAGCGCAAAUGUUGGAGUUCUUAGAGGGCGCCGAACGCGAGGUGGCUGCGCUGCAGGCGAAUAUGAAAGAAGUCGAAGCGAUGCGCUUGAAACUAGCCGAUUUCUUUUGCGAGGAUGCGGCGCAUUUCAAAUUGGAGGAGUGUUUCAAAGUAUUCCAAUCAUUCUGUGAUAAAUUUAAGCAGGCUGUGAAAGAAAACGAGCGCCGCCAGCAAUUGGAGGAGCAGGCGACGCUCAGGCGUAAACAACGUGAAGAGCAGCUCGCCAGACGCGCUAGACAAGUUAGCCAAUGUGGCACACCAGUCUCCGAUUCGGAAAAUCAAUGUAGCAUUGAGAAAAUGUUUGACACCCCUGAGGGUAUUUCGCCGUGCAUAACGCCGAAUGGUAGCAUGCGAAAGAGGCGGCCAAGUCGUGUUUUACCAGAGGAAGAUGAUCUUAUGGAGUUUCUGCGCACUUCCGGGCAUGAGCAUAUAAGCAGAGAUCGAAAGGCAUAUGGAAGUUUGGAUCGGUCUUGGGCACGUCGUGCACGUUCUGGAAGUUCCAGUCGAAAACGUCCCGAACUCUUGAACGUGGACUUCAGUGAUGACCGUGAACGUGCCAGUUCACCAGCUCCGAUGCUAAAUAUGGACAAGAAAUCGCCAACUUCACCACAAGGAGGCGGCACUACACCUUCCCCCACGCAGCAAACCGGCGAGGAUACGAAACCGAGAAUAUCCCGUGAAUUUCGACAAAAAAUCGAAAACUGGCUGCAGUCCAACGAGAACGAUGAAAAGCAAAACGAAGAAUUCAAACGCAAGCGUCGUUUGGUUAACAGUAAUAGGCGUUCGUUUGAAAACGAAACAGAUAGCGAACGAAAAUUGGAUACUCUGCCUGAGGAGAAAAUCGUGCCUACCACACCAACCGCAACCACGAACUCUACUAAUACCCAAAAUUUCAACAAAAUUACUACCAACACUAACAACAACAACAAUAAUAAUAAUAAUGGUAACAGUAACAGUAAUAACUGUAAUAAUAACAAUAAUAACAAUGCGAAUAACUAUAAACGAGUCUAUCCCGACUGGAAACCAUCCAACACGCUGGAACACACCGAUGUUGUGGGCACUAUACAAGCAAUUGCUGAUGUAAGUAAUGCCAGAGAUAAAGCGCACUGGCGCAAGGGUAACCGAGGUAAUGAACCACUCGAAACUGGUGCAGCUGAGGCACAGGAACAAUCACCGAAAAGCCAUCAUGUUACAACAGCUGAUGAGUUGCGAGAAUAUAGGCGACAACGUUCGCUAGAGAACGCAGAAAAGCGUGCCACGGCACUGAAAUCCAUCGAGGAAGAGGAUCGACGAAGAUCGUAUAUAAAGCAACUUGGUAACGAGGAUGUAGACGAUCGCUUGCAUAUUUACAUACGUAAGCCAUCGGCUAAAGAGACCGUUGAAAUAACAGAAAAAACUUUGUCACAAGAUUCGGGUGUUUUGCAAUCAAACACUCCAGCUGCAAUAGUUUCACUGACAAAAUCAAAAGGCGAUACCAAAGCAAAUCUAGAUAAUAUAGAAUCAUCACAUAGAGUGCCAUCAAAUAGGACACCGAGUAGUGAGAGUAUUAUAAAAGUGGAAGACGAUAGAUUUAAUCCACAUAACAGUAUGCGUCGAAGUCACAAUGAGAAAUAUAGUCGCAAAGAGAUUGACGCUGACAAUGUGGAAACACCACCGGUCACACGACGAGUCAUCGCCACACCAAAUAAGACUUUGGUCACUAUUAAUGGGUUGGAUAAGGUGAAUAGCAAUCCACAUGGUGAACAGCAAAGCAAUCAGGAGCCCAAUGAUCAGGAUAUACCAGGGUUCUUUGAUCGUUACUCAGCCACAAGGCGAACAAGGCGUUAUAAACGUCCCACGGAUUACAGCAGCGGCAACGAGGAGUUUUUAUCAACAAAAGACAGUGAAUCAAGUAAUGUACGACAAUCAUCAAGCGCUGGUGACAUGGACAGACUGCAUGGAAAAGCGCAGGAUACGUCCAAUCAAAGUAAGACUACAGUGGAAAAACUUGUACUGGAGCAACCGACACAAAUCACACCGAAACCGAUCACAGAGCGCACAAUUACCAAACUAGAGAAAGUCGGACGUCACAUAAGCUCCAUUAAUCAAGAAGAUGUACAAGAAGCCAUAAGGAAUCUCAAAUCGCCAACCAACACACCGGAUCGAAUAUGGAGUCCGCCACGUGACAUCAUCGGUUCACAUAUAACCAACGCACCCAUGCAAAACCCCACACCCACUAUUCAAGGCUCUACUGUCAUUAAAUUAUCCAACCAUGAACUCAACGACGAAGGAUUCGAAGAAACACAAAGCCUCGUAUCAGACACACCCUCACAAGGCAAAGAGAGCACGAAUUCAUCGUGCAAUGGCGUAUCUGAGCUCGUAACACCACGCUCACGCGCCACAGUGACAAAGUCCACAACGCAGAAGUCCAACACCUCAAAGCCGAACACAAGUCGGCUUGCCGAUCGCCUGCAAAUAUCAAAGCUACGAAAUGUGUUACCACAAAAGUCCCAACCCGCAAACCAACAACAAACCGCCCCCUCGCGCCGACCACCUAACUCAACACAAAUGGAUCGCACACGUUCAUUCCGUACGCCCACUGGACCAGCCGUCGUACAACCCGUAUUCGGUGGUGGCAGCACUGCAGCGCGGCGUUCACAUUCUAUGCGUCGCCCUGGCAGCAGCCAGCAAGAUGCAGUUCAAAGUGUCCACACCUCACCAAUACAUGCAGUGCGUCGCGAUGUCGAACGCAGCAGCUCAAGGAAUAGCCUGCGGUCCUCACGCUCGUCCAUCAACAGCGGCGCCUCCACAAAUACGGUGAGACGCAUGCCGAUUGUGGUGAGCAAGACACCGCUUCAAACAGUGUCGGUCGAUUCAUCGCCCAGCAAGCGCCCGCUAACGAUGCAGAACAACGUACCACCGCAUAUGCGUGUCGGCAGUGGUACGUCCGCCAGCCGCACACCGGUGCCAGCUAGUCGCAGUAGCAGCAGUGGCUCCAGCAUAGGACAGCACGUGGUGGUGGUGCGCAAAGUUACGGGCAAUAGUAACGGUGGCGGCGGCGCCAGUAGUGGGCAGCGCACUGUGCAUUUGGGCAGUGCGAGUUUUAAGGAGAACCAAACCAGCAGCGCGCCAACGCGCACAAAUGUCGCACGCAGUGCUGUUCUAGUCAAAGCGGCCAUGACACAACAGGCCGCGCCGCAGACGACGCACACGCGCACAGGCAGCAGCAUCAGAAGCAAUUCAAACAACCGUGGCAUGAGCAGUUUCAUGCGACCGACGGCGUCAAGCGCCACCAAGAGAACCAAAUAGCAACGCUAGAGAGUGAAGCAGUGGACUUUUUAUUACUUUAUACAAAUGUGUACAUAUGUAAAAGGAUGUAUGCAAUAGGGAUGACUGCAUUUUAAUUUCCAAUUAUAAGCAAUACGUUUCCUUAUUGGCUCUUUUCUUUACCUUACUUAAUGUAAUACCACAGACACUUGGUGUUCCCAAGAAUAAUAAUGAUUUACAUUUUGGAUUUACACAAAUCACUUGGUUUCUGAAAGGAAUUGCAAUGUGGACAUCCCUAGUCCGUACUCCAACAAAACUCCCAUAUCCGAUCCUUAAAAUUUUCUAACACGAAAAUGAACUACGCGAAGAUAAAAAUAUUUUCUAUGGAACAAAAGAGAAAACAUGAUGCAAAUGUAUUUAUUUUAUAACAUGUAGGCAGUUACCGUUGCUAAAACCCAAUGAAAAUCAGUUUCUAAGACACUUGUAUACGUACAUAUAUAUAUAUAUCAAUAUAUAUAUUUAUAAAUUUUAACAUUCCGUCAUUGAAUAUUUCCCACACGCCUUUGAGGGGCACACAAAAAUAUAAAAUGAAUACAUACUUAUACAGCAUACUGUAAUGUCUCGUAUGCAGCAACUUUCAAGCCGUCCGCAUAACUCGAAUUUGAAGCACAUAUUUGACACUAAACGCAAUAACAAAAGAACAAAUUGUACGCAUAUCAAUGUUUAUGUAUGUAUGUAUGUAUGUAUUCAAAUAUGCUUUAAGCAAUGCUUUUGCAUACAUAUGUACAUAAUGCACUCUUAUGCAGUUUUUAUAUAUUUUUUGCGCCAUAAGUCAGAAAACGAAAUGCACUCUGACCAGUAUUUUCGUAAACCCCAAGAUUUUGCGCUUCCUCGUGAGCACUCAAAUACAAUAGAUUUAUUUUUAUCAAAAAAAAAACAAAAACAAGUCACACAGCUGUCGCAAAAUCAAUUUAUGUGUAAGAAAAACAGAUUUUAACAAAUCAAAAUUAGCAAACAAUUGAAAUCAAAAUUUAUGUUUUGGAUUCAAUGAAAACAGAAGAAAGAUGAGAGUCGAGUCGAGUGAAAUCACAAGUAAAAUAAUUUACGAAUAAUAACUGUUCUCUUACAAAAACCUAAUGCACUAAAUCGUCUACUAAGUUAUUAGUUUAAGCCGAAUAGCAAUAACGAAACUAAGCCAUUUUACUUACUAAUAUUUAAGCUCUACUUAGCUGCUAGCUAUUUUGCAGUGACUAACUUGUAAUAAUAAACAAUAAUAAAAUUGUAAAGUAUUUCAUGUUUGUAAUAAUUUUAAGACUUAUUUAUUUCACAAACGCUUUUGGCAAACAACACAAACUGUGCGAUAUUGUUGUUGUGUGCAUACAUACAUACAUACAUACAAAUAAUGAAAACACUUGCAUGUAUGUAUGUAUGCAGGUGUGUAGGAAUGUGGAAAUAAAGAAAAUCAGGAGGAGUUUAUUAACGAUAGAUAACACACAUGUCUUCAUGUGAAUAAAAAUUAAAAAGCUUUAAAAUUAUAAUUAAAAAGAAAAAUAAAUACUUGUAAUUGUUAAGAUACACAGUUUUGUAAAAUAAAACUUGUUUCUAAAUUUA